This is a messenger RNA of Nymphaea colorata (pocket water lily), 1172 nucleotides long. RefSeq lists its product as uncharacterized. The transcript is spliced from 9 exons. Gene Ontology annotation, molecular function: RNA binding. Bases 152 to 907 code for a protein of 251 amino acids. The record is from RefSeq and is a predicted model, not a curated record. Lineage: Eukaryota; Viridiplantae; Streptophyta; Magnoliopsida; Nymphaeales; Nymphaeaceae.
AAAGGAGGGUUCCCUCGCGCGCGCUCGAGUUAUAGAGAGAGAGAGAGAGAGAGAGAGGGGGAGAAGGCGAGCGAGAGGGAGAGAGCGGCCGUUUAUCUAGCGCUAUUGACGGUUUGGCGUUUGAUCUGCUUUGACAAAUCCUUGGGAGCAGAUGGAUCGGUACCAGAGGGUGGAGAAGCCGAGGGAUGAGACGCCCAUAAACGAGAAUGAAAUAAGGAUCACCACUCAAGGGAGGGUUAGGAACUACAUCACCUACGCCACCACUCUGUUCCAGGAGAAAGGAUCCAAAGAGAUUGUCCUUAAAGCCAUGGGGAGAGCAAUCAACAAGACUGUGAUGAUUGCAGAGUUAAUAAAGAGAAGGAUAGCUGAUCUCCAUCAAAACACCUCAAUUGGGUCAAAUGAUAUAACUGAUGUUUGGGAACCCUUGGAGGAAGGGUUGCUUCCGCUUGAAACUACAAGGCAUGUUUCAAUGAUCACAAUAACUUUAUCGAAGAAUGAGCUAGAUACAUCAUCCCCAGGCUACCAACCACCCUUAGCGGCUGAUCAGGUGAAACAGUUGACAGCCUAUGAUAAUGAAGAAGAUUCACCACAAGCAAGUGGUAGAGGACGUGGUGGUCGUGGAAGGGGUAGAGGUAGAGGUAAUGUUACUGGAAUGGGUGAAUAUAAUGGCAAUGGAAAUUGGGACAUGGGUGGCCGUGGAUACACCAGAGGAAGAGGCCGUGGUCGAGGACGCAAUUUCCGUGGGGGAAGAGGGUAUGGUGGUGGGAAUAUGCAGGCAGAAUCAGGAUAUAAUGGGAAUGGUGGAUCAGAACCACGCCCAUCACAAGGGCGAGGAAAUGGACGUGGAUGGGGAAGGACUCGUGGGAGGGAAAGGAGAUCAGAAGGGCCGGUCCAAGAGGUUGUCUGAGUUAUUUUCCACUUAGAUGAAUUUCAUGAAGUUUGUGCUGAAGUUGUUUGAGUUUUUGGGGAAUUUAGAUGCUUGCUCUGCUUACUCCGAAGAGUUCCUGACCUAGUAAUUUGUUUUGUUGUUUUCUGCCGAGAGCAGCCAUGUUUUUACAGGUAGGGUUUCCUUAUUUAUUGCAGAUAAAGUGUCCCCUUGGGAAAUUUGUUCAAUCAUGCAAUUGUUUUUCUCCCCUGAAUAAUAAGCAGCACAUUCUUUUAUUUGGAAUUCA